UCUUGCCUUCGUAAGGCGCAAACCUAAAUAACAAAAAUCUUCUUGUACCAGGCAAAAACGAGCUUGCUGUAUUCGGCACGUGAUAAAGAGUCAGGGGCCUCUUCCUUCUUUAGCCACCAUUGCUGCUCUACUGAAGAUCUGAAAGCUUUCAGCUGAGAAGGCCGCAAUGGAGCUGAAGAUCAGUCUUUUAUCCUUCAAUAGCGGCAGAUCCAUCUCAAAGCUCGCGCAUUUCGCCAGUUUUCUCGUGUGUUUCCUUCUCUUCUUCAGUUUUAAGUCUAUUGAAGCUUUUGACGCCCUUGACCCCAAUGGAAACAUAACCAUCAAAUGGGAUAUAAUGCAAUGGACUCCAGAUGGCUAUGUUGCUGUUGUUACAAUAAACAACUACCAGCAAUACCGCCACAUCCAAUCACCUGGAUGGAUAUUAGGCUGGACAUGGGCUAAGAAGGAGGUUAUAUGGUCCAUGGUUGGUUCACAGACCACAGAACAGGGAGAUUGCUCAAAGUUUAAGGGAAGCAUUCCCCAUUGCUGCAAGAAGAAUCCAACGGUUGUCGAUCUCUUGCCUGGAACUCCAUAUAACAUGCAGAUUGCUAAUUGCUGCAAAGGAGGUGUGCUUAGCUCCUGGGUUCAAGAUCCACCCAAUGCCGUUAGUGCAUUCCAGAUUAGUGCUGGCUCUGCAGGGUCAAACAACAAGACAGUUCGUGUGCCGAAGAAUUUUACUCUCAAGGCUCCAGGGCCAGGUUAUACUUGCGGUGUGGCGAAGAUUGUGAAGCAAAGCCGAUUUGUUUCACAAGAUGGCAGGAGAACAACCCAAGCACUGAUGACAUGGAACGUUACCUGCACUUAUUCCCAAUUCCUUUCUCAGAAGACCCCUUCAUGCUGUGUCUCUCUCUCAUCCUUCUACAAUGAUACAAUUGUUGACUGCCCAACAUGUUCCUGUGGCUGCCAAAACAACGUAACUCAACCUGGGAGCUGUGUGGAGGGAGAUUCGCCUUAUCUCGCUUCUGUGGUCAAUGGCCCUGGAAAAAGCAGCCUUGUACCGUUAGUUCAGUGCACAUCUCAUAUGUGCCCUGUGAGGAUUCACUGGCAUGUUAAGCUCAACUACAAAGAAUAUUGGCGAGCGAAAAUCACAAUUACCAAUUUCAACUACAGGAUGAACUACUCGCAGUGGAACCUAGUUGUCCAGCAUCCCAAUUUUGAUAAUAUCACACAAAUCUUUAGCUUCGAUUACAAGUCCCUUACUCCUUAUGGCGGCAUAAAUGAUACUGCAAUGCUAUGGGGGAUGAAGUACUACAAUGACCUGCUCAUGGAAGCUGGUCCUGCUGGAAAUGUUCAAUCUGAGCUGCUUUUCCGCAAGGAUGCGUCGACCUUCACGUUCCAGAAGGGAUGGGCGUUCCCUCGACGAAUAUACUUCAAUGGUGACAUUUGUGUGAUGCCAGCUCCAGAUGCAUAUCCAUGGCUGCCAAAUACAGGUCCUUUAUCUUUUAGGCCAGUGCUUCUUCGAUUGCUGGUCUUCUGGACAACUUUGGCAUGUUUAUUCAUUUAUGUGUAGGAGAAAUAGAUUACUUUGAAAAUUUUCCGUCUUGGUCUAGUCUUUUGUUUCUGUUCUGCAAGUUCAUGAAGUUAGAUUAAGUUGUAAGAAUUUUCUUCUUUGUAUAUUAGUGAUUUAAGUGAAAACAGAGAGUUUGAUUACUGCAAUCGUUGAUUGUGAUAAAGGAAAAAAUGUACUGUAUUUCAACUAGGCCUAAGGAUGAAUAAAGGUUUGUUUGGGAUCUGUUUUUACUGA
Molecule: messenger RNA, 1783 nt
Organism: Dendrobium catenatum
Lineage: Eukaryota; Viridiplantae; Streptophyta; Magnoliopsida; Asparagales; Orchidaceae
Product: COBRA-like protein 1
Exons: 6
Coding region: 167-1549 (460 amino acids)
Biological process (GO): cellulose microfibril organization; plant-type cell wall cellulose biosynthetic process
Cellular component (GO): plasma membrane
Source: RefSeq, a predicted model, not a curated record